Molecule: messenger RNA, 2018 nt
Organism: Herpailurus yagouaroundi (jaguarundi)
Lineage: Eukaryota; Metazoa; Chordata; Mammalia; Carnivora; Felidae
Gene: CYRIB
Product: CYFIP related Rac1 interactor B
Exons: 11
Coding region: 16-1338 (440 amino acids)
Biological process (GO): regulation of actin filament polymerization
Molecular function (GO): small GTPase binding
Source: RefSeq, a predicted model, not a curated record
CUCUGACCCACCCAGAUGCCAUCUCGGCGCGACGAUGCUGCUCCUUUAAGGAGGGCGGGGGGCGCGGAGGCGGUGGCCGCGCCCCCUUCCUCUCCUUCCUCCGGCGCAGGACCACCUGUCUCCGGCCUCGCCACGCCCCCUUCAGGAGGGGCGGGGGGAAGAGGGGCGGGGAAGGAAGGCCGAGGAUUUACCUUGCGGGGCGGGCGCGCGACGCAUGCGCACGGCCGGACAGGUCCGCGGCUCCCUCACUUCCUGGCAUUUCCCCCCUCCCCCUCCUCGCCGUUACCCUGUACAUCCGGGUCACUUGCCCUCCCCGUUCGGAGCCGCCGCUGCUGCUGCUGCUGUUGCUGCUGCUGCCGCCGUCGCCUGGCUCGUCGCGGCUCCGCCACAGGGGCAGAUAGAAGGACAAGAACAGAAUCACCAGCACUGGCUGAAGAUGCCCAGCCUACAGAGUCUGAGAAGGAAAUUUAUAAUCAGGUGAAUGUAGUAUUAAAAGAUGCAGAAGGUAUCUUGGAAGAUUUGCAGUCAUAUAGAGGAGCCGGCCAUGAAAUACGAGAGGCGAUCCAGCAUCCAGCAGAUGAGAAGUUGCAGGAGAAGGCUUGGGGCGCGGUUGUUCCACUAGUAGGCAAAUUAAAGAAAUUUUAUGAAUUUUCUCAGAGGUUAGAAGCAGCACUAAGAGGCCUUCUGGGAGCCUUGACCAGUACCCCGUACUCUCCCACGCAGCAUCUAGAGCGAGAGCAGGCUCUUGCCAAACAGUUUGCGGAGAUUCUUCACUUCACUCUCCGGUUCGACGAACUCAAGAUGACAAAUCCCGCCAUACAGAAUGAUUUCAGCUAUUACAGAAGAACAUUGAGUCGUAUGAGGAUUAAUAACGUUCCAGCAGAAGGAGAAAAUGAAGUAAAUAAUGAAUUGGCAAAUCGAAUGUCUUUGUUUUAUGCUGAGGCAACCCCAAUGCUGAAAACCUUAAGUGACGCCACAACAAAAUUUGUAUCAGAGAAUAAAAAUUUACCAAUAGAAAAUACCACGGAUUGUCUAAGCACCAUGGCCAGUGUAUGCAGAGUCAUGCUCGAAACACCGGAAUACAGAAGCAGAUUUACAAAUGAAGAGACAGUGUCAUUCUGCUUGAGGGUAAUGGUGGGUGUCAUAAUACUCUAUGACCACGUACAUCCAGUGGGAGCAUUUGCCAAAACUUCAAAAAUUGAUAUGAAAGGUUGUAUCAAAGUUCUUAAGGACCAACCUCCCAAUAGCGUAGAAGGUCUUCUAAAUGCUCUCAGGUACACAACAAAACAUUUGAACGAUGAGACUACCUCCAAGCAAAUCAGAUCCAUGCUGCAAUAGCAGCCCUGGGCGGGCGCCUGCUGUGGACAGAAGACAGUAUUCUGCAGUGGCUGAGAAUGCACAGUUUUUAGUGAUUGCAAUUACUAUCUCAUGUACUCCUGCUUUUUAUUUCUUUCCUCUGUUCCUCUUCCCUCUUUUUUAAUCAUGUUCUCGUUCUCAAGACUUCUUUUCUGUGCCAAAACCAGUAAAGUUCUACUCUGAAGGGACACUGUCCUUUCGAAUGGGCCAUCUGAGGCAGCUAAUUCCGCAUUGCAUUGGGGUCUCUACUGAGAAAAAUUCUGUGACUUGAACUAAAUAUUUUUAAAUGUGGAUUUUUUUUGAAAACUAAUAUUUAAUAUUGCUUCUCCUGCAUGGCAAAACUGCCUAUUCUGCUAUUUAAAAACCGUCAACGACUUUAUUUUCUACUGCCGCUUUUUUCAUGUGCAGCCAAAAUGAAAAUGUUUAAAUUAACUGUGUUGUACAAAUGGUACCCAACACAAACUUUUUUUAAAUUAGUAAGACUUUUGUUUAAAGUUUUAAGUUUGCAUUUUGACUUUUUUUGUAAGGAUGUAUGUUGUGUGUUUAACCUUUAUUAACUAACGUUAAAAACUGUGAUGUGUGCGUAGAAUAUUACGUAUGCAUGUUCAUGUUUAAAGAAUGGCUGUUGAUGAUAAAAUAAAAAUCAGCUUUCAUUUUUCUAA